This is a messenger RNA of Oreochromis aureus, 6997 nucleotides long. It is a transcript of the gene map3k2, whose product is annotated as mitogen-activated protein kinase kinase kinase 2. Bases 391 to 2334 code for a protein of 647 amino acids. The record is from RefSeq and is a predicted model, not a curated record. Lineage: Eukaryota; Metazoa; Chordata; Actinopteri; Cichliformes; Cichlidae. The transcript is spliced from 18 exons. Gene Ontology annotation, biological process: protein phosphorylation. Gene Ontology annotation, molecular function: protein binding; protein kinase activity; ATP binding.
GGCGUCGUGGGGUCAGCAGCGAGCGGAGCUACCGUUAACCAGGGUGUAAAGUACAGCUAAAAGAGCGCCUCUGAUUAAGUUAGCCUUUUAACCACUGCACAGACAAGGAGCUACUUAGUCAGACGAGCCGCCGUUUUGUCGUCUUGUGGUCGAAAAGCUUCAGCUGGCUCCUCUGACAGUCGUCAGGCCUCGUCGUCGUCGUGGUCCGGCAGCACUCGAGUGAAGUUGGGAGCGGACUGCCAAACUUCUGCUUCCUCCAGCGGCUCUCCGCGGGGCCCGGGGCUCCUGUCACCGGCCCUGUGGAUGAGGAAGUGACUACACAUCUAAUUAGCGCCCAGGGAACACAGCAAUUUAAGGGCUCCCAUUCCAGAAGAGAAAGGAAUCCCUUUGAUGGGAGAAUCCUCUUUCCUGGCCUCCUGGGUCAAUCGCCGUGCCAUUAAGAUGGAUGAGCAGGAGGCGCUGAACUCCAUCAUGCAGGACUUGGCCGAACUGCACCGCUCCAGCCGUCCUGCCGCGUUCCUGUCAGACCUGUGCAAACCCAAAGCCUCGUCGCCCAAGAACCAGAAUGAUGUGAGAGUGAAGUUCGAGUUCAAAGGGGAGAAGAGGAUUUUGCAGUUCCCUCGACCUAUCAAGCUGGAGGACCUGAGGUCGAAAGCUAAAGUGGCUUUUGGUCAGACAAUGGACCUCCACUACACAAACAAUGAGUUGGUGAUUCCAUUGACAACUCAGGACGACCUGGACAAAGCUGUAGAGCUGCUGGAUCGCAGUGUUCACAUGAAGAGUCUGAAGAUUCUCCUCGUGCUGCAGGUCUCCUCUGAGAACUCGUCAUCCAACAUGGACCUCCUGCCGUCCCACGAGGAGCUGGACAACACGGGGUUCCGGGUCACAGACAAGAAGAGCAUGCUGGCGUUGAUAGGUUCCCACUCAACAGACCGCAGCUCUCCUCCUCCAGGAUACAUUCCCGACGCUCUGCAGCAGGUGGCGAGGAACGGCUCCUUCACCAGCAUCAACAGCGAGGGGGAGUUCAUUCCUGAGAGCAUGGACCAGAUGUUGGAUCCAUUGUCCAUGAGCAGUCCGGAGAACUCAGCUUCUGGAAGUUGUCCCUCCUUAGACAGCCCACUGGACAGUGAUUACCCAAAGUCCAGGAUGCCCAGGGCUCAGAGCUACCCAGACAACCACCAGGACUUUCCAGAGUACGAUAUUCCGGUGUUUGAGAAGUCGGGAAAAGGAGGGACGUAUCCUCGCCGGUACGGCAUUCCUUUUGGCCUUCAGGAUUACAGUGAUGGGAGGAAGACUUUCCCUCGGGCUCGGCGGACGCAGGUUCACGGUUUCCGCUCUCCAAUCAGCUUCAGCUCGACCGAGCAGUCGCCUAGCACAAGCAGUGGCAGCAGCGUCUUCACGCCUGACCUGGAGGAGGCCCCCGGCCCCGCCAGGAGGCCGCGGAGGGGGAGCGACAUCGAGCCAAACCCCAAUCCGGCCGUGGCUCCGACGCUCUCCGUCAUGGACGUCAGUCCACCCAGCCGCUCCCCGCGAGCGCCAACCAACUGGCGGCUGGGGAAGCUUCUGGGUCAGGGAGCUUUCGGGCGGGUCUUCCUGUGUUACGAUGCCGAUACUGGACGGGAACUGGCAGUUAAACAAGUCCAGUUUGAUCCAGAGAGUCCCGAGACCAGCAAGGAGGUGAGCGCACUGGAAUGUGAAAUCCAGCUCCUGAAGAACUUGUGCCAUGAGCAGAUCGUCCAAUAUUACGGCUGUCUGCGAGACACGAUGGAGCGAACGCUCUCCAUCUUUAUGGAGUACAUGCCUGGAGGAUCCAUUAAAGACCAGCUGAAGUCGUACGGAGCGCUCACGGAAAAUGUGACGCGCCGCUACACCAGGCAGAUCCUGGAGGGGGUUUCCUACCUGCACAGCAACAUGAUCGUCCACAGGGACAUCAAAGGUGCAAACAUCCUCAGAGACUCGGUGGGUAACGUGAAGCUGGGAGACUUCGGGGCCAGCAGGCGGCUGCAGACCAUCUGUCUGUCAGGAACAGGCAUGAAGUCGGUGACCGGUACCCCGUACUGGAUGAGCCCAGAGGUGAUCAGCGGAGAGGGGUACGGCAGAAAGGCAGACAUCUGGAGUGUCGGCUGCACUGUCGUGGAGAUGCUGACUCAGCGACCUCCGUGGGCAGAGUUCGAGGCCAUGGCGGCCAUCUUUAAGAUCGCCACGCAGCCCACUAACCCCGUCCUGCCCGCCCACGUGUCGGACCACUGCCGGGAGUUCCUCAAACGGAUCUUCGUGGAGACCAAGCAGCGGCCGUCUGCAGAAGAGCUGCUCAGGCACAUCUUUGUACAUUAACCCCUCCCGCCCCCUCCUCAAAUCUUGAACCCCCGCCUGCCUGCCGAACUGCCAAAUACGGCCUUAUCUGACCCCGCCCCCUCCACCUUUACACUGAGACCACGUUGGACCAGGAAAGACUGGCUGGAAGAAGGUGGGGGCGCUCCUCCUGUCUCUGUUUGUAUGAGACUGCCAUAAAGGACACAAUUUCUUAUUUUAUUUUUCUCCGCAAGUUGCACCUUAACGUCUCCAAUGCGGAGGAAGAGGUUGAGCACUUCCUCCUCUCUGAAAAACUGUUUUGUUUUUUAAAAUGUUUGUACGGUUUCUCGCUCUGAGCGUUUUGAAGCGGGAUGGUGUCGGUGUUGUGGACCUAACAGGAGCUGAUGCCUGACUCUGGAGUAAACCCCACCCUGCCCCCUUCUCAUCCUCCUCCAAUGUCUUGCUGACCCGACCCCAGAAUGUAGUCUCCUGCCAAAACCCAGAGUGACGGGCGCGCUGCUAUAGACAAACCUGAAUCCCAGAUCCAGAGAACACUCCCCCGAGAAUUUUCCACCCACCUGCCCUCAUCCCUCGCCGAAGUCCACUCCGUUUUUCUGAACGAAGUGCAGAUGAAAUGUUCUGAUUCGUCGUCCCCGUCUCUGUGCCUUUUUAUGUUUGAGAAUGAGUCUCAGCUUUUUGUUCUCACAGUUUUGUUUUGUGUUUUGUUUUGUUUGUUUGUUUUGAUUUUUGCCUCCUGGAUAAACUGCCUUCACACCAGCUGAUCCCAGUUCAGCCGUUUCUGCCUUUCUGCGACGGGGACUCGCUGUGCUGAUCAUUUCGGUUUGUUCGUUCGCCUGCUGUACCAGCGCCGCCGGCUGGAAACCAAAUAUCCUCCGUUUAGAAAAGUCGUCGUGCUGGUGUAGAAGUGAAGCGCCGCAUCGGUACCUGUGCUCGCUUUCCUCCUGAUUCUCUGAUCUGAUUGGAUGCCUCUUCAGCAUGGCAUAUUUGCAGCAGAUUCAUGAAUUUACUGCUGGUAAAGCCACAGAAAGCAACAGGGACGACUCUCAUGACCAGACUUGAAAGGUGCAGCGUGCAGGAUUGUUGAUUCAAAACAUUUAAAAACUCAACUAAAACACACUCGUAUCCUCUUCAGACCACCAUAGCUAAUUCUGGAACGUGACUGAUUUGGAUGUCUAGUUUAAGGAGAGCAAGUCGAUAAAUGAAACUGAAGUCGUUGGUAAGCGAAAGCUGGCCGGGCAGGGUUUGUUUUAACCUGUAGAGCUUACACCAUCCCAUGGACAGGUCAGGUCCUCGCAGGGAGACGAGAUCGUGUAACUUCACCAGCAGUUCAUCUUUUCUGGUGAAUACGUCCGUGUCAGAGAGAGGGAAAGAACUAGUUUAAGUGAUGACUCAACCCUGUUUUUGCUGUGCUGCAGUGCUUUGUCUUAAAGUCCCCCCCAAAAUGCAGCUGGCUUUUCCAGCUUUUUAUCAGCUUCCAACUUUCUCAUGGCAAGUGUUUCAAACCGUGCAGUAUAUUCAGGACUAACCUCGUGUUGUGGAUGGAUUGUGGAAGUUUUUACAUUUCUGGUAUCUUCUUCCUCAGCAUGAACUUCCAUGUAGAGCAUGGAAGUUCAUCUAACAUCUCAUCUAACAUCUAAAUUUGGACCUUUUUAAAUGUUCAGAUCAAGCCAGCCUGAGUAUUUUGAUAAGACAGAAGCUGCUAAUUUGGUGCUUUCAUCUGUUCACAGUGAGUCUCUGCCAUCAGAUCGGAGAAGCAGUGGGGGGAAACUUGAAGAUCUCGCUCUGUUGUCCGUUUCAUUUCAAACUAAACGUUUUUAGCUGCUCAUCAUUUAACUGAAGGGUACACGCAGCCUCUCCUGGAGCUCUGCCACUGCAGUCGGUAUGUUUGUCGCCGUUUUCAGACACUCGCAGAGCUUCAUUCUCGUGUUUAUUGCUUGGUACUGCAGUCGCUGUCACCACCGAAUCAAAUGCAUCAAAGCAGACUCGUCACUUUAACCACAAACGCUCCGUUCAGCACGUUUGAUUUUAAAGCAUUGACUAUGCACACGCUGGAUAGCAGGUGGCACCUCAGCUUGUGCUGACGACUUCUUCUUCUUCUUCUUCUUCUUUUAAUUCACUUUUUGAUUAGUAAUGGUGACGUUUCUGAGCAGCUCUGCCAGCAGCCAAUCAAAUAGUUAUUUAGGGCUCAAAUUAUGCCUUAAAUAUUGGCCAUUUGCAGCAGGUGGAUUAUCAAGCAGUCCAUGUAGAAAGCUUCUAAAUGCUUAAACAAUGAUGUGAAUUAGAGUCCUGGUGGGAGUUACUGUUGUGCUGCUAAGAUUGAAAUGUUUCUAGGUUCAAAGACACGAUAUGCAAACCUUUUAUUAUCAUCAGAGCCGGUUUCUGCAGAGCAGGGGAGGAAGCGUUUCUGGUGCAUUCAGCAACAUUUGACCAGCAGAGAAAAGUGAUGGUGACUCUCUAAAAUUAAACUCCUGCUCAGAUCCCCACCUUUCGCUCUCCUACACACAUCUAAAGCACCUCUCCUGGUCGUCUUUACUGCUCAGUGAGCCAUGACCAGGUUUUUUUUACCAAGCUUUUUUGUGGUGGAUAGAUUAUUGGGUCUGUGAUAGUAAAUAAACUUAGAUUUUAGCUUAGAGAGUCACAUGUUUGUGUGUUUCUGGCACUUGUUAAUGAAUUAAUAUGCAGAAAUGAUCCAAACAUUGUUUGUAGCACUUGGAGGCCUUUGAAGCUUCAUUGUCCAGAUAUUUGAUUGUGAAGUUCAUAUUUUCUGUUAUAUAUGCAAAUCCAAAAACUGUCAAAUGGUUAUCCACUUGUUUUGAUUACACCCAAUAUUAAUAAGUGUUCCUAAAUUGGGAUGUUAAAUAGUCUCUCAGUGAUGUGGUAACUUGUAGCACGAUUACGGGUGGCGACAUGUUAGCAAGCUGCGUUCAUGACGUAUUGUUGCAGAAUGCUAAUUGGAGCCAAAAAUGAACAGCAAACUUCUCAGACGAGCUGUAGCUCAGAUUGUUUUGUUUAUUAAAUAACCACAUUUAAAAAUGCUCCAACAGCACAAACGGCAGUUGAGAUGUUCAGCUUGCAGCUGCCUGUGUGGCCACUCCCCUUUCUUUAAAUCUGAUUGGUGAAGUUGUAACAAAUGCCACCUGCUGUACACAUUUUAUACCAUUAGAGGCCCCCCCCCUUUUUCUUUUUUUGUUGUAUCAGGCUGUGAACAUGUUUAUUUGUGCUGUAAAGGGAUUUUUGAAGCAGCCUCAAGUGGCCACUGGAGGAACCGCAGUUUUUGAAACAUACCUGAAGGUUGUUGCUUCAGUCUGUAGUCUGGACUAAUAUCACAUUGUUUACUUGGCCUUCUCAUUUAUACAGUAUGAUGGCUCUUUAAACACCGUAGCUAAAGAAAAGCUCUAAAUAAUUACAAAUAAUCCUUGCUGAAGCUUCAAAGACUCGGAUCAGCUUCUUAGGGCCAACCCUAGUAGUAUUAAAAAAAACAAACAUUAUGCACUUCUGAUGUCUCGUAGUGACGUUUAGGUGUUACUACAGAGUCGGAUUUUCCUGACUGCACCUUUGUAAAAACAGGCAGGGAACAGUCUCUUUGACCUCUGUCGCCCCGACUUCCUGUGAAGUCACUUUCAAGCCUUUCUUGCUCUGUGGAAACUCAGUUUUACACUCACAUUAUGCAUCUUCUCAGUGGUACGUUCCUUUGGCUCUUCAGGCGGCUUACGGCAAGCCAUCUGGUACUGAUGGAGAUCGCCAGCACUGGUCAUCAUAGAUACGCACUACCAUUAUGCACUAUCGGUUCUUCGCUGAUGCCCUCCCCCUCCCCCCUUACAGUUCCUGACGCUCGUGCAGCUCGGCUCGGCGACUUUUUCUUUGCACAUUUUUAAAGACUGUUUUUCGUUUUGUUUUGUUUGUUGUUGUUGUUGUUGUUGUUGUUGUUGUUUUUUGUUUUUUUUACUUUGUGUAUGAGUGCGAGAGAGAUGGAUGAUGAUGAUGAUGAUUAUGAUGGCGGUUCAGUUAACCUUGACAUGAAUGUAACGUCUCAUUCUUGGCCUCGUUCACCACAGUGGAUUAACUCUUCGGUACCAGUAUUUGUCACCUGUGGAGCGCCAAGAUACACCUGUAGUUCUCGUUUAAAGCCACUGCUGCCAUUCCUGAAUGAAUGAGUGAAUGAAUAAACGCGUGUGAGUGUGUUAAUGUGCAUUUACUGCAGAUGUUGCUCAUUGGACACUGCGCCUGAAAUGCCUUGAGCAUUCUGACUGUAGGGGGUGAGAGCGUUAAAAUAAAAAAAUAAAAAUCAUGUACAAAUGUAUAAAAAUGAAAUUGUACUACUUUUUUUUCUUUUCUUUUGUCUUUUUUUUUUUUUUUUUUAAAAGGAAGCUUGUAUCCCACAUGUUUGGUCUGUGUAUUGUAAAAGAAGCCAUGUUUAUAAUUCUAAUUGGUUUGUGACCAAUAUGCCUGUUUAUAUCAGAUCUGUAUAUCAGUGGUACGCAUAAUUUUUUAAUAUAUUUUUUAUUUUUCCUUUUUUUUUCUCUUUUAAAUGGGAGAUUGUAUGCAUGGUUGGGUCCUGAGAGACGCAGCGGUGCCGUUGAAUGGUUGCUGUUUUUGGGCAAAAUUUCUGGAGUAUUGCAACAGCUCGGUGUUCAUAAUUAAAACAAUUAUGACGAUGACAACAAUAAAAGAUAUUUAUUUCACA